GUAAAGGUGUGUGUGUAUGUAUACAUGACAAUAAUAAUGCUAAUUUUAGAAUUUUGAGGUUCAUUUGAAACAAGUUAUAACCCUGGGUUAAUGUUUACCCAAUUUGAAUAGCUAAAACUUUUAUGCAUUUUGAAUGCGCUUUCAACCACAUGUAAACGUCGCGGUGAGGAAAGUAAUAGAUAAAUAUAGCGUAGCAUCAUCUACCAAAUUAUCGGCCAGCGUGUGGAGAAAGUUGACGUGUACUUUAGGAUAGAUUCUAUAUAUCUGCAGAAUUUUCUCGGACACUGUUCUGUUACAACGUAAAACAUGCCAGGAAAAAGUAAAAAUUUACUGAGGAAUCCAUGUGCGAAAGAGGGUUUCGAUUACUGGGAGGUUGUGUGUAGUGGGGGAGAUGGUUUCAAGUGUGAGGAGGAACCGGCCGGAUGUGACAAGAUUUGCGACUGCACCAGUGUGAAAGAGAAUCUCCCAUGCUGGUCAACAAGUCACGAACCUUGUGAAAAGUUUCAGCUGGUGUAUUUACCGGAGUUCGACAUAAGCGAGGAAAGACUGGAUGAGAAAAAGCCACCAAUAAGGAUAAGAGACUGGUAUGGUGCAAGAAAUGAUUGUGGUUGUCAAUACACGAUCAGCGUGCGACUGUUAGCAGACGACAAAUCAACUGAACUAGACGCUUGGAAAUUUGAUGAUACCAAAGAGGAAGGUUCUGGCUGGACAAAAGUGAAGCACGUGUUUAAAGACUAUCCACCAGGUGUCCGUUACGUAGAGUUUAAACAUGGCGGGCAGGAUACAAAAAACUGGGCUGGACAUUUUGGUGCCAAAAUGACGAAUUCUGGAGUUUUUGUCGGCAAGAAAAGGAGCAACAGAAAGAAAAGGACUGUGAGGGAAAAACUAGGCAAGAAUUUGCUGAAGAAUCCAUGUGCCGAAUCCAACUUGGAGUGUUGGACUAUUGUCAGUGAUGGUGGUUGGGCCUGUGAGGAGGAGCCAGCCGGGUGUAAGCCAAUCAAAGAAGCCAACGAAGAGGCUGAAGGUGAAUCCUGUUGGUCAACAUCUUACCAGGACUGUGAAAAGAAGCAGGUCAUUGACCUCGGUUAUGAAGGGUUCGAUCCUGACUACAUGGAUGAAACUAGACCGGAGAUCAGAUUUAGCGAAUGGUUUGGAUCCCGAAGCGAUGCAGGUUGUGUAUACUUUUUAACAGUUCGUCUGCUUAAUUCCGACAUGGAAACUGUGGACGAAAAAGUGAUCAAGGAGACAAAAGAAGCCGAGGGAGACUGGUAUAAGGUCGAAGACAGUUUUGGAGGCUAUGGACCUGGUGUGCGCUUUAUUGAGUAUUCACAUGGCGGUCAUGACACGUGCGGUUGGGCGGGAAAUUAUGGCGCCAAAAUCACUUGCUCGUUUGUAGCAGUCGUUGCAGAGGCAGAAACCUCGUCUUCGUCUUCAUCUUCGUCUUCUUCUUCGUCAGAUGAAAACUGAUGUUAAUUAUUCAUGUGUUGUACUGAAAUUGGUUUUAUUCUUGAUUUACUCAUUUAUUUAGUGGCAUUAAACAAUGUAGUAUUUAGGUAAUUCAGAUGAAAUUUUGUACAAAUCUUACUAUGAAAUUACAGACUUUGCGCUAUGUAAAGCGCCUUUGAACAAGUUUACGAUGAAAAAGGCGCUGCAUAAAUCUGGAAUUAUAUAUAAAUCUGGAAUAAUAUAUAAAUCUGGCAUUAUAUUUACACAUACAUUUUCUUAGUUCUUAUGGAUGUUACGUUGAAAUUUGAUGUAAAGCGGCUAGAAGAAUGAUUAAUACUUUCUGUGUUACUUUAGAAAGUAUUGCUAUGUUUAUAUGAUAUUAAUUGAAAUUUCAGUAUUUGUAUAUAUACUAGAGUCUUUACUUAGUUCUGCUUUUGUACAAAGAGGUAAUAAAAAGUUCUUUGCGUAAAAAUAAAGAUACAUUUUGCAUAAA
Mercenaria mercenaria is the source of this 1939-nucleotide messenger RNA. RefSeq lists its product as uncharacterized. Gene Ontology annotation, cellular component: cytoplasm; SCF ubiquitin ligase complex. The transcript is spliced from 10 exons. NCBI's taxonomy places the organism in Eukaryota, Metazoa, Mollusca, Bivalvia, Venerida, Veneridae. The record is from RefSeq and is a predicted model, not a curated record. Bases 307 to 1467 code for a protein of 386 amino acids. Gene Ontology annotation, biological process: glycoprotein catabolic process; SCF-dependent proteasomal ubiquitin-dependent protein catabolic process. Gene Ontology annotation, molecular function: ubiquitin protein ligase activity.